Messenger RNA from Schistosoma turkestanicum, 1593 nucleotides. The record is from the annotation of a GenBank genome assembly. Lineage: Eukaryota; Metazoa; Platyhelminthes; Trematoda; Strigeidida; Schistosomatidae.
AUGAGCAGUUCAACGGUGACAACAACAACAAUCUCAGAUCAUUCCUCACCAAGUUCUACAUCUCGUUUACUAGUUCUUCUAAUUGAUGGACUAAGGUGGGAUGUAGUAGCUAAUCAUUUAGAAAAUAAUACCAAUGAAUUUGGAUUCAAACGACUACAAAAAAAUGGUGCAUACUUGCAACGUCUCACUCCUGUAUUUCCUGCGGAGUGUUAUCCGAAUAUUUACUCACUAUUCACAGGCCGUCAUCCAGUUGACCAUGGAGUUAUUCUCCCAACAACAUUUAGUGAACAUACAACCAUUGAUGGCGAACCUAUUCGUUCUCAGGCUGAAGGUCUUUGGGAAACAGGAGUGAAACAAAAUAAAGGUGUUCAUCUUUAUCAUUUGCCUAUAUGUUCCAAUGAAGCUGGUGGUGAAAAUAGUUGGCAUUGUGAACCAUAUAAUCAAGAACUUAUGAAUCCUAUGAAUUUGAAUGUUACAAUACAAAAAGCUUUAAAUGGACUACAAAAUGGCAGUGCACAUUUAGCAGUUGUAUACUAUGACGAAUUAGAUCGUAUCGGACAUAGAUAUGGUCCAUUGUCUAAUGAAUUAGUACAUAAACAUUUAAUCUAUUUAGAUUAUGUGAUUGAUUAUGCAUUGAAUAUCAUAGAAUCUAUACCGAAUUUAAAUUUAUUACUAACUUCUGAUCAUGGUAUGGCGACCGUAUCACAUCGAGCCUAUGCUGAUCGUUAUUUCAAAACAUCACAGUUAAGUAGAGUAUUGAAUCGUGGAAGUACAUUAUGGAUAUGGCCUAAACCAGGAUAUGAAAGAGAUGUUUAUGAUCGUUUGCUUAUUCAACAAACUAAAUCACCUUUCACUGUAUACAAUUCAUCAACAAUUCCUUCACAUUGGAAGACUAUCACUACUAGUAACAAUGCUAGUAGUCAUCAUUCAUUAUUCCCGCCAAUUUUGAUGAUUGCUUCAUCAAAUUAUAUAUUUCAUUCUAAUGCAUGGCCAUUAAAUAUGAGUCAUUAUAAUUUACUCGAUCCGAAAGGAAUGCAUGGCUAUGAUCCGGAACAUACUGAUAUGCAUAUCCCAUUAUUCAUUUAUGGUCCUAAUUCUAAUCGUGGUGUACAAUUGAAUUUUACCAAAGAAAUUCGUCCAAUGCAUAUACAUGCUUUAAUGGCUUAUUUAGCUACAAUUAAUUUGCCAGAUUUUCAUUCACUCAAUUUAUUUACACCAUUGUUACUAUCACAACACCAACAUCCUCAUGAUCAUGAUGAUCAUCAUCAUCAUCAGCAGCAGCAGCAAGAACAGCAUCCACUAUCACCUGUCAUGAAUAAUUUCUAUUGGUCAUUGAAAGAGAAAUCAUCCACUGCAUCAUUAUUUUCACUAAGACCCAGAAAUCAAUUAGUGUUGAUGUAUUUGUCUGCGACAGCAGUGAUAGUUUUUUCUUUUGCAAUAAUUUUUGCCUUGAUCAUUUAUAUCUACAUGCGAUGUCAUCAUUCUGCAUCGUGGUGGUGUUGGUCGUGCUGGUUCAACACUACACGUGCAUUCACUUGUCAUGAUGAAUUAAACAAGGAAUUAGUUAAAUCACCGGUGCUUUCUAAAGCUUAA